Linepithema humile (Argentine ant) is the source of this 1936-nucleotide messenger RNA. The record is from RefSeq and is a predicted model, not a curated record. Lineage: Eukaryota; Metazoa; Arthropoda; Insecta; Hymenoptera; Formicidae.
UAAGGAAAAACGGACACAAUGGCAGAAAUUGUUAUAACAAAAAAAAACGUGUGGCAAUAUUACGAAAAAGUCUCGGAUUACAAAGCAAAAUGCAGGUUUUGUAGACAGAAAUAUACUUACCCCCAGACAAAUAUCCGUGGACAUAUAAGAAAAAAGCAUCCUUAUAUAGAAAAUACGAACAUAAGAGACGACAAGAAUGGCCAUGGAUAUGUUUCAAAUACAACGAUACUUCUACUUCACAAUGUCUUUUCUGUGGUGAGAAUAUUCAAUCCGAUUUUAAAUCUUUAAAAUCUCAUUUACACCAAAAACAUGUUAACAAAGUGAAGAAUUACGUACUUUACGAUUGGACAUGGAAGUAUUGUACAAGAACUGAUUUUAAAAUAAGAUGCAUUGAUUGUUCCAAAGAAUUCAGUGUUUAUUUAAAUAUGACAUUAAAGCAACAUAUAGUAACUAGACAUUCAGAAGAAUUAAGAAAUGCGCGAGAAAGACGUGACAUAGUUCUUUUGUCACAAUCAGUUAUAAAUUCAAAAAUUAUAGAAGUUAAUGAAAACAUGUGGGUACAUUAUAAUAAACUGCCUUUUUUUCGAGCAAAAUGCAAAUGGGAAAACUGCGCCUAUGAAUGUGAUUAUAUUAAUGAUGAUGCCUUGUUUUCUCACAUAUUAAACAACCAUGAAGCAUAUAAAUGGGAAAACGGAAAUCAAAUAUCAUGUAGAUAUUUGAAGUAUUGGUGUGAAUAUAUUUUCGAUAAAGAAAUACCACACUCAGAAUGUCUCAUGUGUGGUGAAUUUCUGACUGUUUCUGAAUGUAUAGCAACACAUAUCUCAAAGAAGCAUUCUGUGGAAGAAAAACGUAAUAUCAUAGAUGAUCAUUGGAUAAUGAAAUAUUUUAAACAAUGUGAUGACACUGAUGAAGUCAAGUGUACUAUUUGUUGCAAAAUAAUAACCAUUAAUAUUAAGCCUGAAGUGUCUAGUCAUACAAUGACAUGUCAUCCGGAAGAAUUGCAAUCAAUUAUUUCCAAAAAAGCCACGGAUAAACUGAGGGACAAUAAUUACACAUUAAAAGAUUUUAAAGCAAUGUGCCGAACUUGCGGCAUUAAAUGUUGUUAUAUCGAUACAACAAACUUUAAUAAACACGUAAAUGAAAAGCAUAUAAACAUAUACAAUUACGAAAAAGAACACGGACACUCGUAUCCAUGGAUGCAUUUUAUGUAUUUGGAUUCAUAUUCCUUAAAAUGUCGCUGUAAUAAAGUUAUUAAGUUUAAUGAUGAGUUUAAUGAUACGUUUAAUUAUGAAUUUUUAAGAAAGCAUUUGGACGACCAUUCUUCCGAGUACUUUUGUAACCCAUCAUUAUACGAGAGCUGGGAAUGGAAAUACUGUACACAAAGUAGUGAUUUCGAGGUGCAAUGUAAUAUUUGUCCCGAAAGUAGAAUAUUACUUGACAUUCUGUUAUGGAAUUGUGAUUGUCACAUUGUAGCUACACAUCCGAACAGCAUGACAACUACACAGAGAACGCAUGACGCAGCUGGACCAUCAGAAAGCCAACCAAACUGAAGAAAACAGGUUUAUCCAGAGUUUGACAACCGAAUGAUGAUAACGACUCAGUAGCAUAACGUUCAAGUAGCAUCACAACCAACGUUAACGACAAUUUUAAUUUUAACGAUUCAAAUGAUUUGGAGAACCUACAUGAGAAAAAUGGCAUGUCAUUUUACGUAUAAUCAUUCCUGACGUAUAAUUCGUUUUACGUUUAUAAAUUAUAAAUAUAUUUAUAAAUCAAUGUGUCACAUUGAUAAUACAAAGAUACAUUUUUGAAAUUUUUUUUAAAUGCGCUAAUAAUUGCGCAUCUUGUUUAUGUACUAUGUUUUUAAUUUAUAAACUAUGCUUAUAAGUUUAUAAAGUAAGACGAUUUUAUGAAUUAAUCAUCGACUUUACUGUAACCA